AGAGAAAAUUGGUUGUAGCUGCUUGUCAUUUGAUUGUAGGAGUACUACUCUAGAUAUAGGAAAAGCUGGCAUAAAAGUCUUGCCUUUGUUUUGUACUCUAGAUGGGUUGGGUUGGGUUGUCAUUGUUGGCAUAGCAACAAGUUGACACUAAUCUAAUCACCUCCUCUGCCUCUCUUUGUAUUCUACGAUGGACACGCGCGGCCACGAUGAGGAGGAGCCACCGAAACCUGUGGUUCUGAUCACAGGAUGUUCCACGGGAGGGAUAGGCCACGCGCUUGCACGCGCCUUCGCUGAGAAGAAGUGCAGGGUGGUGGCCACCAGCAGGUCGCGGUCGAGCAUGGCGGAGCUGGAACACGACCAAAGGUUCUUUUUGGAAGAGUUGGAUGUUCAGUCCGAUGAGAGCGUGCGUAAGGUGGUUGAUGCUGUUGUCGACAAGUACGGUCGCAUCGACGUGCUCGUUAACAACGCCGGUGUUCAGUGUGUGGGCCCACUCGCCGAGGCUCCUCUCUCUGCCAUCCAAAACACUUUCGACACCAAUGUCUUCGGUUCCUUGAGAAUGGUUCAGGCGGUUGUUCCUCAUAUGGCAACUAAGAAAAAGGGGAAGAUUGUCAAUAUUGGUAGUGUUGCUGCCUUGGCCUCUGGACCUUGGUCAGGAGCUUAUACAGCUUCUAAAGCUGCUCUUCAUGCUUUGACAGAUACAUUAAGACUGGAACUUGGACAUUUUGGAAUUGAUGUUGUCAAUAUUGUCCCCGGAGCUAUCAAAUCAAACAUUGGAGAUUCUGCCAUAGCCAGCUACAACCGCAUGCCAGAAUGGAAAUUAUUCAAGCCUUUUGAAGCAGCAAUCCGAGAUAGAGCUUAUUUUUCGCAGAAGUCCAAAACAACCCCUACAGAUGAGUUUGCUAUAAGCACUGUAGCUGCUGUCCUUAAGGAGAAACCACCUGCAUGGUUCACCUAUGGGCAUUACUCUACUGUCAUGGCUAUCAUGUAUCAUUUACCGAUCUCUGUUAGAGAUUUUGUUUUGAAGAAAGCAAUGAAAGGCUGAGCUAUAGUUAGGAAUGGAAUUGAAUUACAUCCUCAAAAACUUCUUAACUUGAAUCCUAAUUUGGAGCGUGACAGAGACAGACAGCCUCAUGUCCCCUUCAGUUAUUAAAAGCACAAAUCUGGUACAGUUCCUGCCACUGUUCCAAAACAGUAAUGCACAAUGCAGAGUUGUGCAGUUCUGCUUAUUGCUUGCUUCCUCUUUCCGAAACUUCGAGGGUGGAUUAUGACCUCUUUGCAAAUUGCAAUCCUUCAAUUCUCAAACUGGAUAACGAUGACAAUAUAUGUACAGAUUUAGUUUAGUAUGAAACUGUAUCGACAGUCUAGUUGAUGUUGGAGUUUCAGCCCAUUUAUAAAAUACUGCGAGUACUUUUUAUCCCCCCCGUCA
Glycine soja is the source of this 1426-nucleotide messenger RNA. Its product is annotated as short-chain dehydrogenase RED1-like. The record is from RefSeq and is a predicted model, not a curated record. Bases 188 to 1042 code for a protein of 284 amino acids. NCBI's taxonomy places the organism in Eukaryota, Viridiplantae, Streptophyta, Magnoliopsida, Fabales, Fabaceae. Gene Ontology annotation, molecular function: oxidoreductase activity. Gene Ontology annotation, cellular component: endoplasmic reticulum. The transcript is spliced from 4 exons.